This is a messenger RNA of Peromyscus californicus insignis, 1662 nucleotides long. RefSeq names its product DnaJ heat shock protein family (Hsp40) member C19 (gene Dnajc19). Gene Ontology annotation, cellular component: PAM complex, Tim23 associated import motor. NCBI's taxonomy places the organism in Eukaryota, Metazoa, Chordata, Mammalia, Rodentia, Cricetidae. Gene Ontology annotation, biological process: protein import into mitochondrial matrix. Gene Ontology annotation, molecular function: ATPase activator activity. The transcript is spliced from 6 exons. Bases 146 to 559 code for a protein of 137 amino acids. The record is from RefSeq and is a predicted model, not a curated record.
GCGCUUUACGGCGCUCCUGCCGUGUUGCGCGGCGCUGCUGGACCUGGCGGCCGUGUUGGCUGGAGCGCAGCGGUCCACACAGACGUUCUGUGGCGGUGGGCUCGCGCUGGGAUGACCGCGCGGUGCCCGGCCGCGGAGCGGAGUCAUGGCCAGUACAGUGGUAGCAGUAGGACUGACCAUUGCUGCUGCAGGAUUUGCAGGCCGUUAUGUUUUACAAGCCAUGAAGCAUGUGGAGCCUCAAGUAAAACAAGUUUUUCAAAGCCUACCAAAAUCUGCCUUCAGUGGUGGGUACUAUAGAGGUGGGUUUGAACCCAAAAUGACAAAACGGGAGGCAGCAUUAAUACUAGGUGUAAGCCCUACUGCCAAUAGAGGAAAGAUCAGGGAUGCUCAUCGACGGAUUAUGCUCUUAAACCACCCAGACAAGGUGCAGACCUCAGUGACACCUGGAGGAAUGCAUCUACUUCAAGACGUUGCUGCAGACAUUGUCCAAUGGAAAUGUGUGCCAACAGUUCUUAGACCCUUUCACCUACUCCUACAUAGAAUGAAAACUUUGAUGUAGCUGUGAUUCCAAAGCUAAGCAGCACUUAGUUCUGUUCCUUGCCACAAACAAAAGGAGCCAGUUAAGUAACUUGUUUUAUAGUUCUUAUGGAAUACAGCCCCUUAAAUUUUAAUAGAAAUUGAAAUUUCAAGGAAAAACUAUAGACAAUUUUGUGGCAUAAUCAGCACCCUGGAAUUCAAUUGACACCACUGUAGUGUUUAAGCACAGGGAAGACCACUCAACGGAUAAUUUAUAUACAACUAAGAGCAGCUAGAAAUUCUAUGAAAAGGAAAAACUACUAUCAACUUUGUGUGGGGGCUGUCUCCCUUGCUGGGGCACGAAGAAACUGUGAGGGACUGGAAAUAAAGGAAUUUGAUAAGAGGAAACACAAUGGUUCCAAAGAAGAGUGAAGACAGGAUCAGAUAUAGUAUGCAAUAGCACAUUACUGUCAAAUGAUCAAAACUCCAAAUUAGCCAUUUCAGUGAAUUCCAUUCAAAUUCAUCUAACUUAGAAGAAAUCCUGUUCUGAUAUUUUUAUGUCUGUAUACUUAACUAUGAUCACUGGAGCUUAAAUUACGUUGAAAUGUAGUCCAGGUUAAUAAGCCCAUACUGAUAGCCUGGAUUUUAUUUACAAAGUAGGGCUAGAAAAUAUUCACUGCUGUGCCACCUUCAAAACUGAAAUUCAUAACCUCUUCAACUAAAACACAGUUCUAACAUUAAGGGAAAGAAGAAAUAUAAAAGGAAAACAAAUUCUUCCAUAGUGUUUGAUUCUUUUUUACAUGUCCAUCUAUCUUUAAAACAUGAACUCUUCAGAACGGGAAUUAAUGCCCUUACCUAGCCUUCCCAAAUGUCUCUGUAACCUCUAUACUCAAAAUAAAGAUUUACAGUUUACAUUAUUUGGGGGGAAACACAUGAAAAUACAUGUUUUGGAAAGAAUGCAAAAAUUGAUUGGUUUGAAAGGGGUUUAUUUCUACUGCACACAAUUUCUUCAUGGUGAAUAUACAGUGAUUCUCUGUACAAUAAGAAAUGGAUUGUGUUCAAAAUAUAGACAUAGCAAACAUGUUUCUUUCCAGUUACCAAAACUUGUGACAACAUAAAAUAUUGAAUGAAACUAAGUAAAUACUA